This is a messenger RNA of Penicillium expansum, 1164 nucleotides long. Its product is annotated as bZIP transcription factor. The coding region runs from base 1 to 1164 and encodes 387 amino acids. Gene Ontology annotation, biological process: regulation of DNA-templated transcription. Gene Ontology annotation, molecular function: DNA-binding transcription factor activity. The record is from RefSeq and is a predicted model, not a curated record. The transcript is spliced from 4 exons. Lineage: Eukaryota; Fungi; Ascomycota; Eurotiomycetes; Eurotiales; Aspergillaceae.
AUGAGUGAAGAAACGGCUAAACCGAGUGGUCGCAAACGCGGUCGUCCUCGAACUGUGACCAACGAGCAAGAAGUGCCAGAGAGACGUCGCAAACAACUCCGCCUCGCGCAGCAGGCAUAUCGCAAGAGAAAGGAGACCACAAUCGGUAACCUACAGAAUCGCGUACACGAAUUAGAAACCGGCAUCGAGAAUAUCAGCCAAUCUUUCCUCUCCUUCAGUAGUCUUCUUAUACAAGAACAACUCCUCUCACGAUAUCCGCAUAUUGCAUCGGCUCUUCAAGACAUAACUCAGCAAUGCGUGUCGCUUGCGAAGGCUGGGAGCGAUGAUCCGACUGAAGGAGCCUUCCACCUCAUUCAGGCCGCAAAAGAGUCACAAACCACAAAUAAUAAUACAAUCUCGACACCAGUUCUGGAUAACGAAUACUCAGAGACUUCAACAGAUGCCGAGGAUAUAAUACGAUCAGCUGCUACAAAAUGGCCCGGCCCUCCUACUCCGCCAUAUCAAGGUCACUCCAUCUUGCCAUUCGACCUCGUUAUGUCAUCAUCCACUGUUCAAUUUCCUGAAAUCACUCCGCCAUUAUCAUCAAACUCCUCAACACUAGAUUUACUCUCUAGUAAUAUAUCGCCUGACAGGCAGUGGAAUAUCGCACAACGUCUAGUCCGGACUUGCUGCCAGGGUGGAUAUCGCCUUCUUAUCGACAAUCCAAACAGUCCCGCAGUCCUCCGAGUCUUUGGGUCUGUUCCGAGUCUGUCAGCACGCAAUCGUCUGAUCUCAGGCUUUUACGAUGUCAUGCAGGAUAAGACCGGUGUCUUGACAGAUCCCAAGGCCAAUGUGCUUCACGCCCUGCAGUCCAAUAUGGCCAUAUUUUCGAAUGAGCAACUCCAGGUCCCGUCUAAGAUAUGGCAGAUUGCGCUCGAGUCAACUACUGGUGCGUGGCUGGAUGCCAGUGGAGUGCAAGGAUACCUGCGUGACAAGAGAGUGCUCUUUGAGAACUUUCCUGAUUCCUCCGGCCGUUUUGAUUAUACAGUCUCGUCAUCACUUGAUAUAACGAUGUUCAUCAAAUCCCUCUCAAAAGAAGCCAUAUGCGUUGGCAAUGGACCAGUAUUCCGACGCCAGAGCGUUGAAAAGGUUCUGCGUCUGGCAACGCGCAAUAUCUACCUGUAA